AUGCAGCGAACGUUUGGUGGCCUUUCGGCGGCUAACCGAGCGGGCGUUUACGAUGGCAAAAUAGCGGGCUUGUAUGAUCUGGAGGAAACGCUCGGUUCGGGUCAUUUUGCUGUGGUGAAGCUAGCCCGUCACGUGUUUACCGGCGAGAAGGUAGCGGUGAAGGUAAUUGAAAAGACGAAACUGGACGACAUCUCGCGUGCCCAUCUGUUCCAGGAAGUGCGGUGCAUGAAACUGGUCCAACAUCCAAAUGUGGUGCGACUGUACGAGGUUAUAGACACGCAGACGAAACUGUACCUCAUACUUGAGCUGGGGGAUGGCGGCGAUCUGUACGAUUACAUUAUGCGUCAUGAGAAGGGUCUGUCGGAGAACGUCGCCCGUGAAUACUUCCGACAGAUUGUGCGAGCCAUCUCCUACUGUCAUCAGUUGCAUGUGGUGCACAGAGAUCUGAAACCUGAGAAUGUGGUGUUCUUUGAAAAGCUGGGCGUUGUCAAGCUAACUGAUUUUGGUUUUAGUAAUAAGUUCUGUCCGGGCCAGAAACUGGAGACCUCCUGUGGAAGUUUAGCAUACUCGGCACCGGAAAUUUUACUCGGCGAUUCAUAUGACGCACCGGCAGUUGAUGUGUGGUCGCUGGGUGUGAUACUGUUCAUGCUGGUUUGUGGACAUCCGCCGUUUCAAGAAGCGAACGAUUCGGAAACGCUGACCAUGAUCAUGGAUUGUAAAUACACCAUGCCAGCUCACGUGUCGGAUGGUUGCCGGAAUCUCAUCAGCAAGAUGCUUGUGCGGGAACCUGAGAAACGAGCCACACUGCAACAGAUCGCCGUAGACGAAUGGCUGAUGGAGGGUAGCUGUGAAGAAACGCCGGAAAAUUUACCCUUGGUCAGCCGGGAGCAAGUGAGCGAGGAGGAUCAUACACUGAUCAUUCAGAAGAUGAUCAAUGGCAAAAUAGCUACCAAAGAGGAAAUUUUAGAGGCUUUAGAUCGUAACGAGUACAAUCACAUAACGGCGACAUACUUUUUGCUGGCGGAGCGGAAACUGCGUGCUCACCGGCAGGAAGAGGCGCAGAAACGGAAACCGGAGCUUACGUUGCCGGUUUCGAACACAGCGCGGUUGCUUCAAAAUUAUAAGAAAAACGAAUCAAACGACGAUGAGGAUUCACACGAUGGACUAUUAUCAACGCGACUGGGCAUGCAUUUAAGCGUUCCUAGGACACCGGGCACAGAAACAGGCCAGACUGGUCGUAGCCGAAAGUGUAGUAUCGUGCAGGAGGAGGAAGACGACGAGGAUGACGUUCAUUGUGCUGGCCACGAGGAACUGUCAACGCCUCUGAACAGGAGAGGUUCGCGAUCGGAAGGUCGAAUCAACGUAACGGUGCAGGAUCGAAUAGCAGAGUCAGAGCGGUUGAAGCUCGAAGCGAAAAAAUAUCAACAGUCAGAGCAGCACCAGCAUGGACGAAUUAGCGUCGGGGAUGAUCACGCGAAAUCACCCCAUACGGUUGGUACUGAUCAAGUGGAUUGUGGCGUUGGUGGGGAUCACCAGCGUGGAUCGGUGUUGCAAAAUCCACAAAUUUCGCCUCUUCUCGGUGGCAUUGGCAAUGUUACGCUAGUGACAAGUGAAAACAGUAGCACGAAAGAUCGUCUAGGGAUGGCCGGCGGUGGACUGCAACGGAAACCUAUGCCGGAGUUGAAGCGACAUGUCGGUGGUAGUAUCGAUUCGAAGAAGUCGUCCAUACUGAAACCAACAUUGGUAAAAAUUACGGACGGUGUUGGCGUUAGGUCGGGAUCGUUUGAUCAAUGCAUGCGGGGUAUUGCUAGCGGUGGUGCAGGAGAACUAGUAACGACGAAGAUAAUCACUGACAGCUCGACGAUAACGAUACCGAUUCCGACGCUCAACAUCGUUACCUCUUCCACGAUACCAAAGUAUAAGACAAUGCCGUCGCCCACGAGGUCGAACGCGAUCCUUACCUCGACGACGAACUGUCUGAAUGAAAUAUUCGAAGAAGGUACAGAUGUUGGCAGUUCGGACAGUACGAGUACCACACCGCGACCCGUCAUACGCAGCCAGUUUGUGGCGGCUCGCCAACAGAGCCAACCGACGGGAAAUGGAAAUAGUGCCAGUGUGGGAGGUAGUGUUAGUGCCACGGGUUCGGUGCACCGACGAAGUAAGUUUAACAAAUCACGCACGGCGUCCUGUAGCAGCUCUGAUGCGUCAGACGAUGAUUCGGAGAAUCGGAAGAAGCGUGCACACAAAAUUGUGGACGCUACCAUUAAACCGCUGUCACAGCGAAGAGAUUCGCAUGACGAUUCAAGCGACUCCCAAGAUCAAGGCAGCAAUGUGGCAGGAGGUGGUGCGGGAAAACCACAAAUAAAAGGUAUAUCAGGAGCCACUAAUGGUAGCACUAGCAAUGGUGGAACGGCUGGUGGUGGUAGCGGUAGCAGAGGUGGUACCGGAGCGCAGACUUCAUCGACUGAGGACAAACACGGGUCAAACAGCCGACAGAAAACGUCACAACAGGUUGACUUCCGACGGCACCGUGGUCGAAGACGACCAGUCGAAACGCGAUUACGGGAAAGUCAGUCACUCAAUCGUAUUACGGAGGUGCAGGAAUCGGAAGGGGGAGGUGGUGGUCAUUCGCUGACACAGCAGGUAGCCAGUAGUACAGUCGUUAGCACACCUUUGGUAACAAUGGUUACGUCAAAUGGUGCCGUCUCGAAACCAGCAGAUCCCUCGACGAAUGGAGAAUGUAAGGACCAACCAGAUGGCAUAUGUGAUAUUUCGUCAUCAGACCGUACAUGUGAAGCAGAACCCGAGACUGUUGUGAAUAGGGAAACCAGUACAGCGAGCAGUACGAAAAAGGCACAGUGUGCGAAGGGAACAUCGUCGCGGCAGCAGCAUCAUCACCAUGGGUCGUCCAAACCGAAAGGAUUGAGUGCGAGAAUAUUCCACACUUUCAAGAAGCAACCGGCAGCGGCAACUCCCGUCAGUGCGCCCAGCGCAAUGGCGGAUCCGCCCUCUACCGGAUCCGGUGAUGACAUAGAAAUUGUGGUGGAGUUGGCAAAAGCGCUAAAUGCAUCGGCGGAAAGUGGCAAGACUGGCAACACGAAGAAAAUUAAAAUACUCGGUCGCUAUUUUCAGGUGCACAAGAAAAUUUAUGUUCCACUAUCCGGUUUGUUUCAACGAGGCCGUCUAUAUAAAGCGCAAUCGUGUGGUUCGAUCGUCCGUGACAAGGUGAACGUAAACCCGAAUGGUCCGGGGGGAGGAUCGCAUGCGAAUACUACCGGCCGUCACUCGACGAUAUUCAACGAAAAGAAUCGUAUCAUAAAAAAUUGUCUCAGCAAUACCGGUGAACCAGGCGCUCGGCAUCUUGGAAGUGACGGUGACAUCAAUCACAACGGAGGAUCCCACCAUCAUCAUCACAGUAGCAGUGGUUUUCUGGCCUCCCUUUCGGCCAGCGCACCGUCAACGGACGUUAUCGUUCGUGGUGCUUCACCGGUCGAGCUAGUGUCGAAUGGGCGAUCCAGUAUCGUCGAACAUACGGCCACAGUUCUCAAUGCCGCCACCGUUACAACACCGCCUGUUCCAAUCAAAACGGCGUAG
Molecule: messenger RNA, 3594 nt
Organism: Anopheles marshallii
Lineage: Eukaryota; Metazoa; Arthropoda; Insecta; Diptera; Culicidae
Gene: Snrk
Product: serine/threonine-protein kinase par-1
Exons: 9
Coding region: 1-3594 (1197 amino acids)
Biological process (GO): intracellular signal transduction; microtubule cytoskeleton organization; protein phosphorylation
Cellular component (GO): cytoplasm
Molecular function (GO): tau-protein kinase activity; protein serine/threonine kinase activity; ATP binding
Source: RefSeq, a predicted model, not a curated record